This is a messenger RNA of Miscanthus lutarioriparius, 1596 nucleotides long. The record is from the annotation of a GenBank genome assembly. NCBI's taxonomy places the organism in Eukaryota, Viridiplantae, Streptophyta, Magnoliopsida, Poales, Poaceae.
AUGGCGGCGCCAUUCCGGGCGCUUCCACCGGGCGUCUACUUCAACCCGACGGCGGAGGAGUGCGUGCGCGACUACAUCAAGCCGUGGGCCGCGGGCGUGCCGCCGCCGACGGACCGGGUCAUCUGCGACGUGGACGUCUACAGCGACAGCCCCGGCGCGCUGCUGCUGGGGCGCGAGCCGGGCUUCUCGCGGGAGUUCGACCACAAGUGGCUCAUGCUCAGCCACUGCGGCGGCCGCGGCAAGACGGCGGCGGGCCGCGGGAAGCGCGUAGUCGCCACGGGCGGAAGCUGGCAGUCGGAGCAGACGCCUAAGGGCGUCGUCGGUACCGCGGACGGUGAGGACGGCGAGGACGAGGACGAGCAGCCCCACGGGGGUAGGAGGCGCUCCUUCGGCUUCUACGUCGGCAAAAAUGGGAGGAAGAGGGGAGAGAAGACUCCAUGGCUCAUGGAGGAGUUCACCGCCUUGGAGGACGGACACAGCGGAGGCGACGGGACCUUCGUGGUGUUCUGCAGGAUCUACCUCUCGCCGCGCCUGGAAAAGGAGGACAAGGAGAAGAAGCGGCAGAUCCUCGGGGACGAUAUGGUCGCCUUCGACCGCAACGGCAAAUUGAAGCCGGUCAGGGUAGUGGUGUCGCCGGAAUUGUUCGGUGCGGUCGCCCAAGGGCAGGGCCCAGCGCCGCCGCGCGUUCUUGGAUUUCAGCAAGCCCAGCCAGCGCGGCGCGUUCUUGGACAUCAGCAAGGUGAACCGCCAACGCCAUCGCUAUCGCCGCGCUUUCUUGGAUAUCAACAAGGCCAGCCCGCGGCUCCGCCACUGCUGCUUCUUCUUGGACACCAACACGGGCAGGCCGCUGCGACGCCAGCCGUUCUUGGAGAUCACCAUGGCCGGGCCAUGCUGCCGUGGGGCGUUCCUGCUCAUCACCAUGGCCACGCCGCCGCCGCGCCCCAUCAGCGAUUUCUUGGUUACCGACAAGGCCAGGCCGCCGUGCAGGGCGGUCCAGAUGAAUACUGCGGCACCGCCGUGCAGCCGCAGCUGCUGCACGUUCUUGAUCCAUGUUACAACCAGGAAGCCUCGCCGAGCGUCCGUCUUGUUGAUCCCCAGCAAAGCAAGGUGAUGACCCAUACGGAGAAGAAGCCGCGGCUGGCGUACGGUUCGCCGCCGCGGCCGCCUCAGAGCUUGGACAGCGGGCCGUCGAGCUGCGUGGUCCAUAUUUCCCCGUCCCAAGAACAAGGCGUCGUGAUCCAAAUCCACGACGACAACCAAUGCAGCGCAGAGCCCGUGGCCCCUACACUGCCCCCGCAAGAGAUCCCUGUGACGGCCACGGCGGGGUCGGCCGAAGCCGAACCCCCGUGCGACGCGUCGGCCCCUGCACCGGCGGAGCUCGCCGACGACGCGGGGAAGGCAGGCGCAGAGCCGAUGCUUGAUCCUGGCAUCUACAUGGACUUGGUGGAAUUUGAGCCAUUUAGUGAUGCCGUGCCGGACUUCCUGGUGCACGGUGAGUUCAAUCCCCCGUACGACGACGACCCGCCGCCGCCGCCGGGCUUCGACGAGUUUCAAUUGGUGGAAUUCGGCGUAGUGUUUGAUGAUUUGGUAAAAUAG